This is a messenger RNA of Salvelinus sp. IW2-2015, 2113 nucleotides long. RefSeq names its product cyclic AMP-dependent transcription factor ATF-7. NCBI's taxonomy places the organism in Eukaryota, Metazoa, Chordata, Actinopteri, Salmoniformes, Salmonidae. Gene Ontology annotation, molecular function: cAMP response element binding; DNA-binding transcription factor activity, RNA polymerase II-specific. Gene Ontology annotation, biological process: regulation of transcription by RNA polymerase II. The record is from RefSeq and is a predicted model, not a curated record.
UUGUAAACAUUAGACUUGCUCGUGUUCAGAUAUCAAGAUGUUACCGAAAAUACUUUGUCGUGGAACAAUUGACCGUCUGUCACAUUUACCUUCCCCAUUCUGAAAUACUUAUUUGACGCGCCUCAAAUUGUGUCAGUGCCCUAGCCAGCUAGCUAGCCUGGGUGUUGUGUACAGCUCUUUGUGUGAGAUGGGGGACGAUCGACCUUUUGUGUGCACCGCCCCAGGCUGUGGCCAGAGAUUUACUAAUGAAGACCAUCUAUCAGUCCACAAACACAAGCAUGAGAUGACCCUGAAAUUUGGUCCUGCCAGAACUGACUCCGUCAUCAUUGCAGACCAGACCCCCACACCCACCCGCUUCCUGAAGAACUGUGAGGAGGUGGGUCUGUUCAACGAGCUGGCCAGCUCCUUCGAGCAGGAGUUCCGGAAGGCCCAUGAGGAUGACCAAAGGAACAAAAACCCGGUGAGGCUCACGGCCUCCCAGCUUCCAGCCCCACCCCUACAGACCCCCUCUGGGGUGAAAGAGGAGGAUGAGGGGCCUCUGGAGGUUGACUCCUCCCCCCCAGGCAGUCCUGACUCCACCUCCAGCAUGUCGGACAGCAGCAAAGAGCCAAUGGUGAGAGGAAAGGAGACUCCUCCUCCACGGCCGGUGGUGAGCGCUGCCCCCACGCCAACUAUCGUACGCCCAGGGUCCCUUCCCAUUCACCUUGUUUACGACCCCCUGCACCCGACUCUGCCCUCGCCAACCUCUGUCAUCACACAAACCCCGCCCUCCAACAGACAACUGGGCUCCCCGACAGGUUCCUUCCCGCUGGUAAUGCAUCUCCCCAACGGACAGACGGUCCCUCUCCUCCCCAGCCCAAAUAUGACCUCAGUCAUAUCUCUGGCGAGGCCAUUUAAUAUGGUGCCCAACAUCCCUGGGAUUCCAGGCCCUCCGAUUGGUGGGACCAGCAGUGGCUCCUCCUCCCCAUCUGGGUAUAGUCUACACUCAGAGGCCAAGAUGAGGCUGAAGGCAGCGCUGACCCAACAACAGCAGCAGCAUGGCCCGGGGGCUCAAAACGGGGCUGGAGAGGGUCCAGGGGGGGCAGGUUCCAGCCCCACUGUCCCCCAGAGACAUGAGCAGAGCCAGCAGCCCUCGCAGCACUCUGACACCCCCUCUCCCGCACAGCCACAGCAAACCAGCAGUGGCUCCUCCUCUCCAUUUGGGUAUAGUCUACAUUCAGAGGACAUGAUGGUGUCCCCAGCCCAGCCCACGGGUGGUAGGAGGCGGCGGGGUGCAGAGGUUGACCCAGACGAGAGGAGGCAGCGCUUCCUGGAGAGGAACAGGGCGGCGGCUUCUCGCUGCCGACAGAAACGCAAGGUGUGGGUCGGCUCUCUGGAGAGGAAGGCAGAGGACCUGGCUACCAUGAAUGUUUCUUUGACCAAUGAAGUGGGUCUGCUGAGGAACGAGGUGACCCAACUGAAACAGCUGCUGCUGGCCCACAAAGACUGCCCUGUCACUGCCAUGCAGAAGAAGUCUGCCUACAUAGCUGCAGGAGUAGAGGAGAACUCCAGGGACCCCCCCUCUGAGCCUAUGGGCUCCCCAGCCCCGGUUAUCCAGCAUGGGCCUUCGCCCCUUGCCCCCAGCCCUGGGGCCAACACCGUCAACGGGCUGAGCGUCCGCGCGGCUGAGGCAGUAGCCAUGUCGGUCCUGGCCGGCAUGGGGGCGGCCCAGCAGGGAGGGGUCCUCAUGGCCACACAGCCGCAGCCCGCCCCCAGAUGAUGAGCAGGCGCAGGGAGCCAGUAAGAACUCUACAUUGGGCUUUACGAGGCUGGACUGGCACAAUGAUGUGUGCAAGAGAUUGAAAGAGAGAAAGGGACCUGAUUUGAAAUUUGAAAUUCCACCUGUUGAUAGUACUUCUCACUCCCCUCCCCAUCUAUCUCCAUCCUAUGCUCUAUGACCUUGGACACACUGAUAGCCUCACAGCCAAUGAUAAUCACUGAACAGUAGUCCUGCCUCUUGGGCCCAUUUUCUGAUUGAUCCUAGCUUGGAUGCACUGUCACUGUACAGUUGAAGUCGGAAGUUUACAUACACUUAGGUAGGAGUCAUUAACUUGUUUCUCAACCACUCCCAAAA